AUGGCGCAAGGGAUUCUUCAGACAUCAAACAAUGAAUGUCCAGAAGAUGUUGGUAAUAAGUAUUUUAUGGCUUUACUUGGGAAAUCAUUUUUCCAAGAUCCACAACAUGAUAGAUGGGGCAAUGUAACCGCAUGUAAGAUGCAUGAUCUUAUGCAUGACCUUGCACAAUCAGUUGCAGGAACUGAAUGCAUCAUGCAAACUUUUGAUAAGGUUGAAUGUGUGGAUACUUUACCACUAUUUGUAAUAAGUGAGAGAAUUAUGGAAGCCGACAGAAAAAGCAAACAUAGUGGGACAAAGGAAUUAAAUGGGUUGAAGAACUUGAGAGGAAAACUCAAAAUUAAGAAUUUAAAAUUUGAGGAAAGUAGCAAGUUGGCCAACUUAGAAGGGAAGCAAUUUCUUCGGUCUCUAACGUUGGAUUGGGGGAGAAGUGAUGAUGGAAAGGUUCAAGGAAUUGAUGAAGUGGGGAGAAGUGAUGUUGGAAAGGUUCAAGGAACUGAUGAAGUGGUGCUAGAAGGUCUAAAGCCACACCCAAAUUUUAAGGAAAUUAGUGUAAGAUCAUUUGUGGGUGUUAAAUUUCAUCUAGAUGAUUUGGAGUACAUUUCAGAGGAAGCAAGUAAUAGUUCUUCCUCAUUAUCAACAACAUUCUUCCCAUCCCUUGAGCAAAUCACCCUUUAUGAUUGUCCUAAAUUAAGGGGAUGGUGGAGGAAACUUGAUUAUGAAGAUACAGAGUUGCCUUCAUUUCCUUGUCUUUCCAAAUUAGAUAUCCAAAAUUGCCCCAAUUUGAUAUUGAUGCCGAUAUAUCCAUCUCUGGAAGAAUUAAAAUUGCUCAAGACCAGCUCGAAACCGCUGGAGUGGACGAUGACGAUGACGUUGAUGAAUAAAGGGGAACCAUCAACUUCCUCUUGCUUUUCUGCCCCUCUCCCCAAUUUAAAGUCAAUGCUUAUGAUUAAAAUUUCUGAUCUAGAAUCUCUUCCAAUGGAUGGGAUGAAACUUCUCUGGUGA
Molecule: messenger RNA, 1002 nt
Organism: Pistacia vera
Lineage: Eukaryota; Viridiplantae; Streptophyta; Magnoliopsida; Sapindales; Anacardiaceae
Product: putative disease resistance protein RGA3
Exons: 3
Coding region: 1-1002 (333 amino acids)
Biological process (GO): defense response to other organism
Source: RefSeq, a predicted model, not a curated record